Molecule: messenger RNA, 1102 nt
Organism: Sinocyclocheilus rhinocerous
Lineage: Eukaryota; Metazoa; Chordata; Actinopteri; Cypriniformes; Cyprinidae
Product: extensin-like
Exons: 2
Coding region: 75-917 (280 amino acids)
Source: RefSeq, a predicted model, not a curated record
CAUCUGAUGGCUCUAACACUGAAUCGGAUCCCCAAGUACCAGCUGAAAAGCCUCAACCUCCCAAAUACCCCCAGAUGUCUUGGUCUUAUCACUAUCCUGGUUACCCUUAUGGUGACCCAAAACCCACUUUGAAGCCUGUUCCAGCUGAUGGCUCUAACACUGAAUCGGAUCCCCAAGUACCAGCUGAAAAGCCUCAACCUCCCAAAUACCCCCAGAUGUCUUGGCCUUAUCACUAUCCUGGUUACCCUUAUGGCAGACCAAAGCCCGCUGAGAAACCUGUUCCAGCUGAUGGCUCUAACACUGAAUCCGAUCCCCAAGCACCAGCUGAAAAGCCUCAACCUCCCAAAUACGCCCAGAUGUCUUGGCCUUAUUACUAUCCUGGUUACCCUUAUGGCGACCCAAAACCCACUUUGAAACCUGUUCCAGCUGAUGGCUCUAACACUGAAUCGGAUCCCCAAGUACCAGCUGAAAAGCCUCAACCUCCCAAAUACCCCCAGAUGUCUUGGCCUUAUUACUACCCUCAUGACCCUGUCAGGCCAAAGCCCACAGAGAAACCAGCUUCAGCCACCCCCACUGCUCGCCCAUCAGGCUCGCCAGCAGCAACCCAGACGCGGCAGCCCCCAGGAUACCCUGGAAGUCUAUUCCCUCAGUAUAGCUAUUACCCUGAUUAUCCUUCCUAUUUGCAAGCGUUUUAUCCACAAUACCCAGUUCAGCCUCCCAAAACUCCUACUGCACCGCCUAUAACCACCACUCCUCAACCCUGUACUACAACUGCAGCUGCUGAAUGCAAACCCUCUGCCAACCAGCCUCCCAAUGUGCCACCCCAGCUAUGUAUACCUCCCAGUUCUGUACUUUAUGAAAAAAACCCUUUCAUGCUUCAAUUUGUGGACUUUUCGCAUCCCAACUCUUUCCCAUGAAGUUUUGUUAUGAGGACUGAGGCCAGAUACUUAGAAUUACGCUGGUAAUGUGCUGCAUGUGGCUUUGAAAAAGAUUGCCUCCUGAUUUAAUGCUAAUACUGCAGAGUGAUUCCUGCUCAUGAACAUGCUGGUUUGUGCAUAAUUUUGUCCUAAUUGUCUCAAACCAUUCAAUAAAUCAAAUAUGA